Molecule: messenger RNA, 3782 nt
Organism: Chelmon rostratus (copperband butterflyfish)
Lineage: Eukaryota; Metazoa; Chordata; Actinopteri; Chaetodontiformes; Chaetodontidae
Gene: tox
Product: thymocyte selection-associated high mobility group box
Exons: 10
Coding region: 483-2303 (606 amino acids)
Biological process (GO): leukocyte differentiation; regulation of transcription by RNA polymerase II
Cellular component (GO): nucleus
Molecular function (GO): chromatin DNA binding
Source: RefSeq, a predicted model, not a curated record
GGCAGCAGCGGCGGUGGAGUAUCGUAACACAGAGUCCCAGCCAGGGACAGACAGGGUCCGACCACGUCCCCCUGUCGCCACUGGACACAUAGCCGACCACGACGCGUCUUAAAGUGCAGCACCGCCUCUGAAGGUUUGUUUGAACGUCAGGUUUUGAAGAAGUUGAUUCACCGGGAAGUUUGCCAGCCACGGCAGCAGUUACUGAAGCCUGGAAGCCGGUGUGAAGAGGAGAGCACCAACCUCAACUUCACUGACUCCAGAAUAUCGGUUUCAGGCUUAUUUAACCGACUUAUCUUCUUAAAACCUUCAUUUCUCCCCAAAAAGAGCAGUCUCAUUGGACCGCUGUUGUUUCUCUGUUUCUCUCGCCAAAAACCUUCCAACUUUGUGAAAGCUCACCUCAGUGGUUUGUGACAGACGCAGGGAAAGGAGAAGAAAGGAGCUCGAAGACGAGGACGGGCGAAGUGGAUGUUGUAUUUUCAGCCAUGGAUGUAACCGUGUACCCGCCUCCUCCUCAGCCUCUGGCCGCGUCAGACCACACCAGGCUGGGGCAGCUCUCCUACCCCGACCCGGCUUUUGGGACCAACAAGCUGGACAGGGACACCAUGUUCCUGGGUACACCAGACGCAGGCCUUGACUUUGCCUCAACCAAUCAGUUUCGUGUGCCACAGCCCCCUCACCCUCUCAGCAAGGCGACGCCACCCAACCCGCCCUCACAGCACUGGAGGAGGGACACACACAUGGCCGACACACACCGUCUGCCUUGGUCAUACUCGAUGGGUGGUUUGGGCGAUGAGGACUUCAACAUCCCGCCCAUCACUCCCCCCACCCUGCCAGACCACAUGCUGCCCCCCCAUCUCCCCCACGAUUCUCCCUCUGGACCGUACCACCCUCUGGACCCCCCCUCCAGCUCAGCUCCACACCACCCCUACCAGCUGCAGGGCAUGGAGCUGCCUGGCAUGCCUGGUAGCCAAGAUGGAGCUGCUAUGUUGAGCCAAGAUGGCGGCACAUUCAGCCCGAAUGGCGGCCCAAUGACCAGUACUCUGUCUGUGAUGCAGCAGAUGGUCAACUCUGAUUCUCGGUUUACCAGCAGCCAACAGCCAAUCGAAGCAGCGCUUGGACCCAGGAGCCACUCAGGCGUGAGCCAGCAAAGUCAUUUGUCCACUAUCAACCAAUCCCAGCUGGGGCUGAGUGGGAACUCUGUUACCCACAAUUCUCCCUCACCUCCUGGAAGUAAAUCUGCUACACCAUCUCCCUCCAGUUCAGCACACGAGGACGAGAAUGAUGAGGGACUCAGGCUGGGCAGUGGGGAGAAGAGGCCAGCAACAGUGGACAUCUCCAAGAAACCCAAAACACCAAAGAAGAAGAAGCGAAAGGACCCUAAUGAGCCAGUGAAGCCAGUGUCUGCCUACGCUUUGUUCUUCAGGGACACCCAAGCCAACAUCAAGGCCCAGAACCCCAACGCCACCUUCGGGGAGGUGUCAAAGAUCGUGGCCUCCAUGUGGGACGGCCUGGGAGAGGAACAGAAACAGGUGUACAAGAAGAGGACAGAGACGGCUAAGAAGGAGUACCUGAAACAACUGGCUGCCUACAGGGCCAGCCUGGUCUCACAGAGCUACAAUGAUCCAUCUGAAAUGAAGCCGCCCCACUCUUCCUCCACGUCUUCCUCUUCUUCUACCUCAAUGUUUACACACAAACCUUCAGUCUACUCUGGUCACCCAGGCCAGCACCCUUCCUCCAGCUCACUCGCCCACCCUCACUCUCUCCCUCCCCCUCAGCACCCGGGCAUGUACAUGACAUACCCUCACCCGUCUCACCCUUCUCAUGCCUCAAGCCCCGGCCUCGGGCCGCACCUGCCCCCUCCCCACACCCAGAUCCACCCCCAACUCCAGGCUCUGUCCUCCAGAGGGACAGUGCCUCGGCCCAGCGUCCCCCACCAGGGAGCUCUGUCCCUUGGCGGUAUGACGGCGGCGUCUACCCCUCCUCUCCAGGUCAGCCCUCCCCUCCACAGCCAGGCGCACCUGGGAGGGCUGCACAGCCCGCACCAUCAGCACCAGCAGCUCAGUGGACAUCCACUGGGGAUGACACACUCGCCUGCCAUCACACAGGGCUACCCCCCCUCCCUCCAGUCUGACUACCAGCCAAUAGGAGGAGGAAUGCUUAAUGGGGGAGCAGUGAUGUCAUCAUCGAUGGACUACCACCAGCUGGGUCGACACACGCCGAACCACCACCCCUCUCUGGACUGGAGCACCGAUUACCAUGGCAACGGAGGUCUUCAGAGAGACAAGCAUCUCUAUCUGAGCUAAUCUCAGGACAAAGUGACACCAAACUUCAACCAAGCCCUUCUACUGCCACACCACGGAACCUCUAGCCUCAUGUCUACAUGCACCUAGGCCAGCUCACUCCAACCUCAGCCCCCCGAGGACUCAAGCCACAGACCACCUAUAUUUUAACUAAGCUUGAGUUCAGCACUUCAAAUGAAAGCCCCAGCAGUAGAAUAAUGGGACGCUUAUGUGUAUUACUAAUAUGUCUCUUCUAAGGGACAACAGGACAGUGUUAAGAACAGGAAGUACUUUCUUCCAGCUCCUGCAUGUCACUUGGCUGGUCUGACAUCUGCUGUUGGCUGUAUUUUUUUGUACUCAUCAUUUGCAGCAUGACACAUGCUCUGAUUUGAAUUGAUGUGUAUAGCAGCGAGGAGUGGUGGACAGGUCCUAUGCUGUGAACCAUGAUGAUAGGUGUAUAUACUCCUCAGCCUCCCCCAGAAAAGGAUAUUCUGUCUAGUUUCCCGUCUGCCUGAAAAAAAAGUUCAUAUCUAGUUCCUCAUUUUGUAAAGAUGGUGUUCACCAUCAGUUCCAAAAGGCUCUGAAGAGCAAGUGUACAUUGCUGUAACAUAAAUGUUUGAGCUGUCGAUUUAAAGCCAAUUGAUUUUUCUUCUUCUUUUUUUUUUUUUUUUUUUUGACCUCGUAGUCGCCGUAUCCUUCUAUGGCCAAAGUCAAGAGAACACAGCACACAAACAAAGGGUUGACAACCAAAUAGAACGCAAAUUGUGUUUCCCUGCUGGUUCUUUCAUGAUAUGAAUAGUAGCCUUCAGUUUGAUGCAGUGUGGACUGAAGUCCUGUUCUGUGGAGACAGAAAAGAUGAUUCUGAACACAGUGAUAAUGGCUGAAUUCACAUUGCUUUAUUCAGCUAAAGACGAGUAAGAGAAAGAGGUGAAGCAGUGUUGCCUUUUUAACCAGACGCUGACUGUGAAUAAUUGUGUACGACUGAAGAACUUUCAUUGUUCUCUGGCAGUGAGGCUCAGAUGUGCAGGGUAGAAAUUCAAUGUAUUUUAGUCCUUGAAAUAAUGAAAUGUCAAACAGUUCUUUGUUGGAAAAAUAAGAAACAAAAAUACUCCUGUGUACGGUGACAGCUCCUCCUCCUGGCAUAUGUCUGUUGAUACUAUUGAUUUGGAUCCAAACUGUGUGUGUGUGUGAGUGUGUGAAGUGUUAAUGAGAAGGCAGAGUGGUUGAUUGGGUUGCAUGGUCCCUUUUUUCAUCUCUAUUUCUCUGUGCACAGAGGCUAUUUAAGAAACUAUAACUGUUGCUGGGUUGGCUGUAUUUUAAUGUUUUUUAAUCAAAUCAAGUUUUGUUUUUAGUGUUGAUGAUGAUGAUGAUGAUGAGAGACACAUAUCUCUCGCUCUGUAUCUCUUUGUAUUAAUGUGUUUUUUGGCAGAUGAAAGGACUCUGGGCAACAACAACCAUGAAGAUUUUCUUAUUUUUAGAUUCUAAUAAUGUGUUUGAGAAUAA